Paraphaeosphaeria sporulosa is the source of this 423-nucleotide messenger RNA. RefSeq lists its product as uncharacterized. The annotation marks the transcript as partial. The record is from RefSeq and is a predicted model, not a curated record. Gene Ontology annotation, molecular function: triacylglycerol lipase activity. Gene Ontology annotation, biological process: lipid catabolic process. The transcript has a single exon. NCBI's taxonomy places the organism in Eukaryota, Fungi, Ascomycota, Dothideomycetes, Pleosporales, Didymosphaeriaceae.
AUCGCGCAUGGUAUCAGCAGCAUCAUUCCGUCCUUCAUCUACUCCGAGUGGUUCGAGCCCAAUGGUGUGAAAAGGCUCAAUCUACUUGAAGACCUGUCAGGUUGCAAUGCAGUCAACGGCGAGCUGUUUCCGCAUGCCGGAGGGCUCAUAAACCCCGAUUGGGAUAAUAAUUGGUAUCUCCGCGCGUCUAGCAAUGUCAGCGAUCCAAGCCGCAAGCUGACCUCUAGUCCAAUGCUUGUAGUGCAAGGAACCGGUGAUCGGGCUGUUCCUGCCGACGCCGUUUCGAAAGCUGUCAGCGAGACAUGUGUCUUGUUCCCGAAGAGCCAGAUACGAUAUGCAUUGCUUGAAGGCGCAGCGCAUGUUCCUGUUCUGAACACUGUGCAGCUAAUCUGGCUGCAAUGGAUUGAGGAUCGCUUUAUGGGU